Melanotaenia boesemani (Boeseman's rainbowfish) is the source of this 6261-nucleotide messenger RNA. RefSeq names its product neuronal tyrosine-phosphorylated phosphoinositide-3-kinase adapter 1. Lineage: Eukaryota; Metazoa; Chordata; Actinopteri; Atheriniformes; Melanotaeniidae. Bases 559 to 3699 code for a protein of 1046 amino acids. The transcript has 7 exons. The record is from RefSeq and is a predicted model, not a curated record. Gene Ontology annotation, biological process: neuron projection morphogenesis; phosphatidylinositol 3-kinase/protein kinase B signal transduction.
CCAGCGCCUGAGCCUACGCAGCGCGCUGAUGUCUGCGCAUUUUUUGUUUUGACGUUUCCGUUUUCUUUUCUUUUUUUUCUCUCACUCUGUUUAUGCCUGAGCUGGAAGCAUGACUCUUUCUUCGGUUUUCGUCUCGGAGCCAUAGAUGGCGUUUUUAGAGGAGCUUUUUGUAUUGAAUGUUAUCAUGGUUUCCAAUCACAUCUCACGCCGACCAGUCUACGACGAGCCUCGGUAGUACAGUAUGCUAUUUAUCAUAAAAAUGGAAAACCUUUCAUGUCAAGAAAAGGCGUCAGUCCGGUGAUGUGCGUCUGAAUAUCUUAUUUUUCAUCUCCACGUCAAUUGACACAUCUGGGAACGGGAUUUUACCCUCCCUUCUGUCUGUCAAGACAGCUGUGUCAUCAACAACCGGCGUGGUUUUGUUGUUGUCUGAUUUUUACGAGUCUGGGCAACUGGAUGGGGCUGUCGGCAUAGUCUCCCACUACGCGAACACAGCUGUACGGUGACCAAGGAGGGCUGUUUGUGGCACACAUCCACUUCUUCUGAGUCUUCUUCAAUACCAUGAGCUCUGGCUCUGCCCAGGAUGUGGCAGUCGAGCAUUUCUUGCGUGACAUAGAGAGGCGAAGCAAGCGGCUACACUGUGCUGUGAUAGGCUGCGAGGAGGAGCGAUCCUGCAGCGACAUGAACCUGCUGUAUCGUAAGAGCCGUUUGGACUGGAGGCAGAGAGAUCAAGAGGGAAGUAAAAAGAGCUCCACUCAAAACGAUCCAGCAGCUACCGUUGGUAAAGUUAGAGACUUGGCUUCUUUCCGACGGCACUUCCGGAUGGGUUUCAUGACCAUGCCCGCCUCCCAGGACCUGUCUCCUCACACCUGUGCCUCCGCCAUGGCGCCACGCUCUCAAUCCUGCCAUGCUGUUGGUGCCGGGGAUACAAGCCUUGAGAAUGGAGAUUACUCAGAGACUCAGUCCCAACAUGGUGGCCGCUGCCCCCCAGCAAAACCCAAACGCCAUCCAAGUACUCGCCUCAGCUCCUCAUCGGCUGACAGCAGAGGACCUCCUGAGACCCCCCCACCACCCCCACCUUCUCAUUCACAGACCAAACACUCAGAGAAGAAAAACACCAUGAAGAAGUCUGACUCUGGGGAGAUUGGAGCAAAGAAGGUGCCUCCUUUAAAACCCAAGAGAAGUCCCAGCACCCAGCUUACAUUUGACCCUCUUCCUCCACGUGUGCCUCCUUCUGCUACAUCCAUGCCCUUUCAGGCAGCAGACUCUCAAAAUCAGACAGGAGAUGGAGAAGAUGAGCCUGUAUAUAUAGAAAUGGUGGGCCAAGUGUUCACCAGAGACAGCCAGACAGCCACACCUCAUCCUGUCACCCCUGUGGCCACUACACCAGACUCUGACUCAGACCAGAGUGAGGCAAUCUAUGAGGAGAUGAAAUACCCGCAGCAGGAGAACAGAGAGUCCCAGAGACACCUCCUACCUAAACAUGAGAAACUGAAAUCCUCGAAACACUUCCAUGUCACCCCAUCCUCCUCUAGCAGCUCUUCGUCUCUGCCACGCCCUUCUUCAUCUUCCCCAUCCUAUUCCAAGCCUAAAGCCACAGUGUCAAUCUCUCAUUCAUCUCCUCUGCCUUCCUCGACAUCUUCCACUCCUAUACCCCAGGUCCUCUCCACCAGUCCCCACACGCCACGAGCUCCUACUCCUUAUCUACUGCAAGGGAGUAGAUCUGAGCCAGAAUCCAACACAAAGAUCCCAGCCCCUUUUCCCAAUCUUCUACAGCACCGGCCCCCGCUUCUUGCCUUCCCUCAGCCUGCAGCUGCCUCCAGUGGGGUUGGGGUGCAAACCAAGGCAUCGGCUUCUUCUAAAAUGGGAACUCAAACAUCCAGUGCAACAACUCAAGCCAGCACCUCCUCCUCAACUUCUUCUAAUGUUCCUGUUUCUCUGUCAGGGUCCAAGGAAUCAUCAGGAGGAAGUGCAACACAACAGGAUAAACAUAGCAGAGAGGCCCAGUUAGCCCCUGCACCUGGACUAAGAGCUAGGAGUCACUCAACACCACUACCUCCCUCUUCCAAAUCCACUUCUCCAUUUUCCCACCACCAUCACCACCCUCACCAUCGCCCCUCCCAUUACCAUCACUAUCGCAAGCCAGAUAGAGGAGACUCCCCUGCUCCAACCAAGUGCAGCUCUCAGUCUUCAAAUCAGGCCACAGUCCAGACACAAACUUCAAGUACCAGCAAGGAGGGCAAGUCUGUAAGCUUCCUCUUGAAGUCUGAAAAAGGAGAGAGGGAUAAAGAGAGGGAUAAGGAUAGGGACAGGGAUCGAGAUAAAGAGAGGGACAGGGGUAGAGACAGGGACAGGGAACGAGACAGAGACAAGGAGAAGGACAGAGACAGGGACAGAGAUAAGGAUAAAGAUAGAGACCGGGAAAGAGAAAGAGAAAGAGAAAGAGAUAGGGAUAGGGAUAGGGAUAGGGAUAGAGAUGGAGGACCACACUCAUUACCAAUAGAUAGCACUACAACCAGCCAAACGCCUCAAAGCAGCACCAGCUCCACACCAACGCCAUUAUCCUCAUCCCAGCGUCCUCAUUCUCGCCCACAUCUCCGCUCUCACACUCCUCAUGGUCUGCCAGCAUACAAGCCUCCCUCCUCAGACAGCCCCCUGCUGUGGACCUACCCCUCUGGUGGUUUCAGGAGACCACCAGCAUAUGAGAGCUUGAGAGGCAGUUCUCAGACUCCAUCUCUACAACAGGCUCUUACUGGUGUGGGAGAGGGAGCAUCUAAAAGUAAUGGAGGAUCUUCAUCACUCCAGUCAAAAGUUGGCUUCAUGCCCUGGGACAGCAGUGGCAGCUUAGCUGCAGAUGAAGGGUCAUACUGGCCUAUGCAGAGGAAACUGUCUUUUAGCCAUGGGAGCAGAGAGUCAGAGAAGGAUGAAGGACGGGCCUGGAAUGGCAGUGCUGAUGCUCUGUUAAGGAUGGAUAAAGAUGACCUCGGAAUGGGGUCAAGGGGAGGCCACUCAGGCAUCCCAGUACAUUUCGGUGGUGCCACCAACAGGGGCCUUGGUCACACUGAGUCCUUGGCAGGUGUUGAUAGCACCCCAGGAUUCAGAGCUCUGCCCAGAGCAGGGCUACCUCUUCCCUGCCAGACUUUUCCUGCCUGUCGCAACGGAGAAGUGGGGCGGCUGGGCCGCUCCUCCUCUGCUGCUGGAGUGAGGCAAGUGGGUGGAGGAGACGUCCAGAGACAAAGCAGUCUACCAGCAAGAGAAGCCCUAAAUCAGCUGCAUGGUAUGGCCCUGCCUCAAACACCCUGCAGUCCCCGUGGUCCCAGCGUGUCUCGGCAGCAACAGCAUCUCCAGCUUCACCAGCAGCAGCUGCAGUUGAAGCAGCAGCUUCAGCAGCUUCAACAACAGCACCACCUGCAGUUGCAGUUUCAACAGCUCGCCCAGUUGGCACAGGGACAGCCUUCUGUCAGUGGGGGAACCACCCCGUCCUCAAUGCAGACCCAGAGAGACGGGAAGCUGCUGGAAGUCAUUGAGCGAAAACGCUGUCUGUGCAAGGAGAUCAAGGCCCACAGGCGCCCUGACAAAAGCCUGUGUAAGCAGGACAGCAUGCCCAUUCUCCCUAGCUGGAGACGGACACCUGAACCACGAAAGACUGGCACGCCACCCUGCCAGAGGCCACAGGCCGUCGUGUGGGACACAGCUAUAUGAGGUGGACAGACAGGCCAAUCCCCAAAACACAGACAGGCAGAAGAUAUUUGAAAAAAUAAAAGUGAAAUGGAGAUGAUAACCAGGAAAUUCACAAGGAGGUUCUGGUGACAUGAUAACCACAAGGACAAGAGAGGCAAUGGACGAAGACAAAAACAUUCACUUCUGCUGGACUCUUCUUGUGUUACAGACUGAGCUGAAAAGGGUAUUAAGGAGACUCUGAACUUAUUUGUGAAAACAAAACAACCACCAAAAAAGGCUGAUAAAGAGGUGAAGAGAAAUAAGUACUACAAUCAGUCAGAAUUAAUUUCUUACGCAGCUAUUUUUAUCUGCUCUGUACUACGUACAACACUGAUGUGCUCUAUUUGCCAAUGAUUUUGCCACAAACACCAGUAUUAUCGCUACGAAAAAGGACAGCCACUAAAUACUAAUGAGUGGGUUGUUUACUGAGAUUGGUUUUGCCAAAUUUCCUCCUGACUACUUGAGACAUAAUUAAAUUGCAUAUUUUUUUUUUCCAAACCACAAGCAUAGAAAUUACUCUGUGGAUAAGAGAAGGCAAGAUUCAUAGAUAAGUUAUUGAAGUGUUUCUUGAAAUCGUGAAUGUAUAUGAAAUGUUUUGGUAUCAAUAGAUUGUCAUUGUGGAUGCAAAUAAUCAUCACUGAGAAGUAAAAGCUACCUACUGUAUCCGUUUGCAUAUUUGUAAUGUAAAUCUAUUUACUUUCUAAACGUUUCUGCAAUUUUAUAGCAAUAUUCUCCCACAGCUGGAGAAACAUAAUUAAAACUUGUGUCAACUAGCCUAACAUACAUAUCUAAGACUUGGAAAAAGUCAUAUUUACUGUGUCAUUCUCUGCAUGUCAUGAUAGACAUACAGUGUUGUAAAAGAAAAAAAAAGAAAUGUGUGUAGAGAUGAUCAUGUCAGACUUUGACAUACAGCAGACCUUCACUAAUAUGUGGUUGUAGAAAAAGAUGAAUAUGUUGCCGCAGGGUGUGGUGAGAACAAGUGGCACACCAGUGCAGUCCAGCCAAAUACAGAUACAGUUCAGUAGUACAAAAAAUCACUCAUGCUUUUCCACAGUUGCACAUUAGAGAUUGUUCCACCACACAGUGAUACCAAGCAAUGACACCCAUCAACACAGACUGUGCAAUACGGUGCAACUGAUGAGACUGUGAGUAUUGAUCACCUCAAAUUGAAUGCUGGAACAAUCUGCACAAAGCAUCGCAAAUGCUUAGGAGAAAUUAAACCCUAAUGUAAUGUAAAUAGAUAUGUACAACUGUAAUGAAGAUGUAGCAAUUAUUUCCAUUUUCAUACUUAUAAUCAAUACAUAUUAUGUAGCAUAUACUGUAUAAACAUAACUUUGUUCACAUUUUUUUCUAAAAUAAUUAAGUACUUUAUCUGCUGCAGCCAGUCCAUGCAUUACUUAGAGUUCUACUAAUAAACAGUAAACCCUCUAAAGAAAGGCACAGGCCAACAGUUGUUUAUUCAAAUUUAUGCAAGAUUCCCUUUAAGCUCUGUUAUCCAUUUAUUUCAGGCCCGUUUUCUACAUUCUAUUUUAUUUAUGUACAGAUUUUCACAGCUCCACAUUUUUUAAUACUUUGCUGCUAUCUUGAAUUUAUGGUAUUGUUCAUUCAACUUCAUGGUGUUACCAUGAAAAACUUGAUUAAUAUAGUGCUUAUUGUUACUUUAUCUUUUUUCUCUGAAAGCCACAUGAAAUGAAGUUUGUACCUUAAUGAGUCAGCCCUCCUAUAAUAGUUUUAAGGCGCUUGAAUGUUGUUGUUUUACUAUAGUACCAAACUGUACACUACAGUACAUCUGGUGAAAAGAAGACCUAUCUAAAUGUUUGAGAGUCACUGCUUGGCCUUUCUUUUUUGUUAUUUUGCGUUUUGUUCUACCUGCUCAUGUUUGAGGGGUUUUCAAGCUUACUGAGAACAUUUUCAAACAAACCAAGGUUGGGUUGAGGGGAAAUGGGCAAGUGCAAUGCAUGCAGAGAUUCCUUACACUGAAAUGUUCCAGUGAUACCUACUAUUGUGCCCAGUUUAAUUUCAAAUACCAGGUAAUCACCUUACUAUGAUUCCUUUUCACACACUGAUACAAAAUCCAAGGUAGGCUAUCAUUUCCAAAAUAGUUUACAGAAGCUGUUGGUUUUGUGUGUCUUCUGAAACAGUGGCCAUUAUAUGAGUGCCAUACUAUAUUGAUAUGGUAAGAUACGGUGUACCUUGGAAAUCACUGUAGUGCUAUAUUUGCAUUGAUAUUGUCAUUGAAAAUAAAUUUUAUAUAAUGAACUUUACACAACAAACAAAGGUGCUCCAUGUUUUAAUGUCACGUGUUGAUUUUUAUUACAGCAAGAGGGGAAAUGGACAUCGUGUUCCCGCAGCAUUCUUGCAAUACCAUUUGCUUCCAGGUGAGGGCUCCCUUCACUCCCCACUUGCUCUGCUGUGGCUCCAUAGAAGUGAUGAUAGUCACUACUUCAAUGUUGGCACACUUGAACUGACUAAUCAGAUAAACCUCAUAGUUCAAGUUUAAUAUAGUUGAUAAAGCUUUUUGCAUGCUGUUUCCGCCUUAACUUU